AGGGAGCGCGGGGUGGGCAGCAGCACCGGGCAGGGCUGGGCUGGGCUGGGCGGCAGCGCUCCUCGGCAGCGCCCGUGCAGCAGUCCCUCGGCGCCGGCAGCAUGGGCAGCUCUACCUCCAGCCUGCUGGACGAGAGCAAGUGCACGUACAUCCGAGGAAAAACAGAGGCUCUCAUCAAAAACUUCAGCCCGCACUACAGACGCCAGUAUGCGGUGGCUUUCUGCAAGCAUGUGCAGGAUGAGCUGGAGCAGCACCGGGAUUCCCAGUCCCAGUUCCUGAAAAACAAGCCCCCGAUGGAAGCUGGGGUGGUCUUAUAUGAAGCACAACUGCUGCAUUUUGCCGAGGAUCUGAAGAAGUGGAAGGACAGAUAUGUUGUUAUCAAAAAUGAUUACACAGUGGAUUGCUUUGAGACUAAAGAGGCCUACCAGAAAGGAGCCAGCCCUAAAUAUCAUGUUAUUCCUGCAGGAGGCAAAGUACUGACUUCAGAAGAAGAUUACAAUUCGCUAUCUGACAAACAUUUUCCAGAUCCUGUUGGUUCAAGUGAGAAGGAGGUUGCUCAAGCCUUUGUUCAGCUGCCAAGGGAGUUCCCAGUUUACCUGUGGCAGCCCUUUGCCCGGCACAGCUACUAUUGCUUCUCAGAGCCAGAAGCUCAGAGGCAGUUCAGUGCCGUGCUGUCAGACUGCGUGAGACACUCAAACCAUGAUUUUCUCAACCAGACAACAUAUGAAGUUGAGGCAUUCUUAGAAGCCAUUCAAUUCUUCCGGCAGGAGAAAGGCCACUAUGGGAUGUGGGAAAUGAUAACUGGUAACGAAAAAGAGAUCCUGAGCAACCUUGUGAUGGAGGAACUCCUGCCUAACCUUCAAACAAUGAUCCUGCCUAAAAUGAAAGGAAAGAGAAAUGAUAGGAAGCGGACCUGGUUUGGUAUCGUAGAAGAAACUUACAGCUUAGUUCAGCAGCAAGUGUCAGAAGGAUUAAGUACCUUGAAAGAAGAAUGCAGAGAUUUUGCAAAAACUCUUGAAGGAACGAUUCGUUCAGACAUUGAUCAGAUUCUGAACUCCAAGAACUUCUUAGCUGGAAAAAUCAAAGCCACUGUUUCUGAGCCUGCUCAGAAGUGCUGCACCGAAAAUAUCCAGCCAUUUCUCACUUCCAUAUUAGAGGAGCUCAUGGGUCCAGUGAGUUCUGGAUUCACUGAAGUCCGUUCACUUUUUGAUAAAGAAGUUAAUGAAAUCAUCCAGGACUUCCAGAAGACAAAUGAUAUCACAAAGCUAAAGGAGAACAUGGAUCAGCUUACAAACCUGCCACUCAACUCUGUGAAAAUGGAGCCCUGCUAUCUGAAAGUGAAUCUCCUCCAGGAGCUCCUUCAAGACCUCAAGAGUCGCUUCAAGGUCUAUCACAUUGAUUUUGUGAUUCAGAGGACACAGAACUUUAUGCAAGAGCUGAUGGAAAAUGCAGUUUAUACUUUUGAGCAGUUGUUCUCUCCAAGUUGCCAGGCAGACUCAGCGAAAGUUGCAACCACCAUUGAAAAAGUCAAGCUGAGAGUACUGAAGCAAUAUGAUUAUGAUAGCAGCACUAUCCGGAAGAAGAUAUUUCAAGAAGCACUGGUACAGAUUACUUUGCCCACAAUGCAGAAGACACUGGCUUCAAUGUGCAAACCAGAGUUGCAGAAAUACGAGCAGUUCAUUUUUGCUGAUUACACUAGUGUGAUUCAAGUAGAAAAUGUGUAUGAAGAGAUUUUAUAUCAGACACUGCUUGAAGAAACCCUGAAAGUGAUAAAAGAAGCUGCCAUUAUGAAGAAGCACAACCUCUUUGAAGAUAACUUGAAUUUGCCCUGUGAAAGCGUGUCCAGCUUAACAGACCUGAAGACCCCUUCAGGAUCAGCACAAACCACUCCUGCGAAGAAGCCUUCCACCGCUCGAGCUGAGAUGUCAGACACUGAAACUCAGAGUGAUGAAAUGCUCAUUGUGACAGGAAAAAUUUCUUGGGAGAAGGAUCAUGAUGAUAGAAAGUCAUCAGACAAAGAGGCAGUCACUUCUGUUAAAACAGCUAGUGAUCAGGCAAGCAAAAGUGAAGAAGUGUUCCAUAUAGACAUUGGCCAAGACCAGGAGUCCCUUUCAGCUAUACUUACAAAACAAGAAGUUGUAGAGAAAAAAAGCACUUUGGAGAAUGAAGAUACAGUGAAAGCAGAGUGUGUAGUAAACACUGAAAAAGAGCUUAAGACACAACCAGAAGCUGUGGAGGGAAAAGUAGCUUCUGGGACUGAAACCGAAGUAAAAGGUCUUGGAGCCAGCCCUAAAAAAGAACUUAAGGUACAUGAAGGAGCAGUAGAAGAAAAGGUAACUUCUGAGAGUCAAAUGGCAAUGGAUGCUGUGUUUGUUGGUGGCACAGAAAAAGCAAGCAAAGCAUACAAAAAAGUUUCUGUGAUAAAGAUGACUUCCCCACAUGAUAACGUAGCAGAAGCAGAUAUUUUAGGGGAUGCUGAAGAGAAAAUCAAGGUAGAAAGAGAAAUUACAGAAAAACUAACUCGAAGUGAAAAUGCAGUAGGAAUGGGAUUUGAAGAGGAUAGUAAAAAAGAAAGCAACGGCCAAGGAGCUAGUACUGAGACAAGGGUUAUUUCGCAGGAUGAAAAUGCAGGGAAAGGAGGGCCUUGGGAUAAUCCUGAAAAAGAAGGAAAGUCAGAAGAAAAGAGUUUUAAAUCCCCCGAUGAUGUGAACGAGAUAAGGAGUUUGCUUAUGGUUACAGUUGAGAUACCAGCAGAUACUCCAACUGAGAACAUAAAGGAGAUUUGCAAAAGUGAGAUACUAAAGUUGCAGGAGCACAAUAAAGGGAAUAAUGAGUUGAGCAAAAUGGCUGCAGAAGAAAUUCAAGUGAGCCAGAUGAUGAUGAAUAAAGAUGCAGCAGAAUGUGCAGAGUUCAAGGAUGACCAACCAUCUUCAUCUAGUUUGGGGACAGAUGGUACGAAUUUAAAAGAUGUGUCCAAGGGGGCCUGCAAUAUAGCACAAGCAGAAUGGCUGGUGGAAAGCUCAGAUAUGCCUCAGGAGACAAAAGCAGAGGUGGAGAUCAGACAAAGUGUUUGGUACACAGGUGUGGGAAGCUGCAAAAGUGAUAGAUUGCAGCCAGAGGAACACACUGAAAAUGUGUCCAAAGUCAAAAGAUUAGAUGGGGAGGAGGGAGGAGCAGGGAAUAGCCAUGCCACUGUGGUGGAGACUGAAAGCUUUUUUCAUAAUCCUGCUGAAAAUGCAGACACAACACAAGUGCCCAUUUUGGAUACAGAAAACCCUAGAACAGGACUACUAGAUACGCCAGUUUCUUGGGUGCUGGAGCAGGGCGAGGUUAGUGCCAUAGAGGUCAUAGAAGAUACAGAGGCUGGUGAGGGUGAAGGGAAGCCAGGACAUGAAUCAUCUUCACACAUGGAACUAAAAAGCACAGAAGUAAAAGAUAUUUUCACAGAAGAAAACAGAGAAGAUAGUUACACACAACAAAACUCUGAGGAGUAAGAAGUGUUUUUCAAUGCAUCCCUGCAGGAUUUAUUUACUCCAGUAAUCUCUGUUUAAUUGUGACUACUUUGGGUCAGAGCUAGAGGAAAUGGGCUUUGUUGUGGUUUUACCAGCUCUUGCAGUUUUAGCACAGAACCCUUCCUGUGUGAUGGGUGAUAGGUUUCUUUUCAGUUAAAGCCCUCACUGUUUAAAACCAGGUUGCUGUUGGGAACCUCAUCUAUCAUUCAAAAUUUGCUACCUUUUGUGGUUAUAGAAAAAAGUCUGAAAAUAUGACCACUGGAUGGUUCAAAAGCAACUCACCCCCAAUUAUAAAGUUAUUUUAACAACUUAACUGUUCUUAGUUUUUUAGAAAGGGAGUGGCUCAUGGUUUUUAAGUACAUGGAUUUGACAAGUACUGCUGUGAUUCUUAGGUGGUUGGUACAUACAUUGCUAUUCACGGAUGCUUUUAGUAUUUGCAUGUAGAAUACGGGAAAUAAAUAAACCCUUUAGUAGUUAAACAGAACCAAAUAAUUAAUUUAGAAAGUUGCUCAAAAGCCACACUGUAUGCAAACUCUGCAAACUGAUUACUUUAAUAUCCACCACAACUUUAAAAUAAUUAAGACAAGCAAGUGUUCGGACUUUUUGUUUUUUUUUUAAUUGCUGUAUUUAAAAUGGGGAAAAUAUGGGAGCAGGUUUCUCAGUCCCGCUGUGUACUUCUAGGUUAUUUAGCCUUUCAGAGCACUUUAUGGCUACUUUAUUUUGUUUAAUUUUAUGGAAGGGAAGAUGAGAAUGUUUACAACAACUAGAACUAUUAGGCAGCAUCUUUCUGUUUUACCUCCCGCCAUAAAAUAUAUUCAUUUACGGCUGUCUAAUACAGAAUAUUCAUAAUUCUGCCAUUACCAUUUUUACUGAGUAACCCAGUUCUGUAAGUCUUUUGAGGUGCAAAAAUUAUAUAAUAAAUGACAAUAAUUGUGAAAUAUCAUAAUAAUUGUAUAGAAUUUCUAACGCAGAUGUUAAGCAAAGAGCAGCCAAAGGUUAUUCACAUGUGCUUAGACUUUGGGGGGCAGAAUCACAUUUCAAAAGCAGUUAUUGAAAAGAGACCUAUUGCUAUCAUAGGUGGCAUAUUAUCAUCCAUAUCAAAUCUAUGCACAGAGUUGCUUAUAUGCAUUAUCUGCAUAUUUACAGCACAUAAAAGCUUGGAAAUGAAAACCAGUAUUUUAGUAAAAUGGGCUUUAGAUUUCAAGGCCUCACUUCAGAGAUCAGUUUAAAGCACCUUAAAAUUUUUGCCCGGUAUUUCAGACUGUUUCUGAAUAAAUAUAAUACAGUACAGGACAGCAAAGAUUAAUAAUAAAUGAGUAAUGAUAAAUGCAGGAUUUACACCCAUAAAGACAUGGGAAAAAAUAUUAAAUUCUUGAGAGCAUAAUACUUGUUGGCAUUUAACUUCAACAAACUGUGCAAAGUCUAUUAUUUAAUGCUAUCAAAAUAUGCUACAAUACUAACAUUGAAUUGACACUAGAGGAACAGGCAAAUAUUACUGCACAAGAAAGGAACAUUGUUGAGUAACUGGAUCAACUGCAGUGUCACCAUUGUAAAAUAAAUGCAACUGCUGUUUGUUCUAGAAGUCAUACUGAGGUAUAGAAACGUUAAGGUCACGGAAGUUUUCCUUGCAAAAGUACUUUGACUCAUUUCCUCCUUGUAUUUCAUGCAAAAAUACUAAUUUGUAAACACACAAACCACUGUCAGCCAUUUUUUAACAAAUCAUUCAUUAUCUCACUGUAAGCCGCUUUGUUUUUACAAACCAUUAGCUAUUUCUAAUUAGUACUGGAUGUUAAGUGACUUCAAAUUUAUAAUGUGUUUUAGAGUUAAGCAGCAGCAGUCUCUCUUAGCCGUGAUAAAUUAGGCAACAUGACUGUUUUUCAUGCGACGUUGUAUGAAGGAGGACUAGCAAGACAGUGACUCCACAAAAAAGGCUGCAGUCUCCAAGAGCUGUUUAGAACUAAUACAAAUCAAGAUACAUCUAUACAGAAAGUAUUUAGCAAAAGCAUUCCCAUCAUAGUAAUUUUUCAGUUAUUUCUACGGCAGAUUUAGACCUGGGUAAUAUCUUCCUGUAACAUUGAAGGAUUAAGUUGCUGAAUACAGGUUCUCAGCAUUGUUUUUCUUAAGUAGGUUGGGAAAGAAGAGGGAAGAUUCAGCCUGUACAUUACCUUGUUCUGCAAUUUAAAUUGAAGUUCCUCAUGGCUAGGGGACGGAACCUUUGACUUUGUGGACAUUUUCUGUACAUUUGAAUGUUUGCAAAUGGAUAGAGUUUUGUCUUUACAUAGACUCGGGUGGAGGUGACAGCGAUUUAGAAGUUAGCAAUCCACAAGGUUAUGUUGGACCACGGAUCAAAAAGUACAAUAAUCCACCCAUUCAGUGAUUUUUGUCAAGUUCUUGGAAUUUCCUACACUUACUCAUAAUGAAUUAUUGUGCUUGUAAACUAGGAACAAUAAUAAAUCACCUUUCACCGCCUGGAAGUUUGAGGGUUAGGAACACUGGGGUGCCUUGAAGGGAGUGGCUGGGGGAGUGUUACUGCUGUUUUAUGGGAUUGCCAGUUUUAAAUGACAGGAUAUGAAACACGUUGUAUCUUGCUUAGAUCCGUGUAAAAACGCUUAUCAUGAAAAUAAACGAAGCUCUUCCCUUCCA
This is a messenger RNA of Pezoporus occidentalis (night parrot), 6155 nucleotides long. It is a transcript of the gene NIBAN1, whose product is annotated as niban apoptosis regulator 1. Bases 102 to 3494 code for a protein of 1130 amino acids. The transcript has 14 exons. The record is from RefSeq and is a predicted model, not a curated record. Lineage: Eukaryota; Metazoa; Chordata; Aves; Psittaciformes; Psittacidae.